UUUCGUGGACAUUGUUCAUUAAGGAUCACGAAAUUGUGUGCUAGAAUUUUUCGUAAAGACUCAAUAUAAAUUGAAUUCUUUCGUGAUGGGGAAACUGACGAUUCUCGUUGGAAUACUGAUUCUGAUUAUUGAAUUGGUCAGCAGUGCACCGACGUUUCCCCUGGAUUACUAUGAAUACAAUGAUUACAAUGAUGACGAUGCAAUUGACACAAAUUCAUCGCCAACGGUCACCACCCCUCAAGAACCGCUCACCGAAACCACCACAACCACCACCACCACCACCAGCACGUAUCAGCCCCCUAGCACCCCAAUGUCGCAACCCGUUAGCACCACAACCCUCGUUCCGCUACCAAAAACAACGUUAAACUGGAGGGACUUUGAGGACGAUUAUUACGAUGGAUUUUUUUCCUAUUUCAACAAACACCCUCUCACAGCUGUUCGAGCCGUGAAAACCCAUGGAUAGUAACCUGCCGAGGAGGCAUAUUUGCAUCAUCUGACUCUAAUUUGCGUAAAUUUUUAUAACCCAGUGUAGACUAAACUGCGCGGUAUCAAAUAAAGUUCUCAAAAUUCAUUUUUCUUCAUAUAAAACAAUAAUUGUUGUUCUUUAUUCUUUCGUAAUUACAUAUUCCUUUAAAUCGCCUGUAAAAAUUAUCCAAUUUUUUAUUUUCCUCGAUUUGUACACUUGUUCCAUAAAAAAAGCAACGGAAAAAUUAUUCUUCAUUUCUCAUUCAACCGCGGAACGUCGAAUUUUGUAGUUCACUCUUUGCAGCUAUUAAAUUCUUAAUAUUUCUCAAUUAUUUGUUCAUUUCUCUGGUAUAGUAUAUAAUAAUAUAUCUAUAAAUUUCUCAUACAUACACAAGUAUUUCAAUUAAUAAUCAAUAUCAAUUAUUUAUUUAUAAAUUUACACGUCCAUCAUCGUCAAGCCUUGAAACUCAAAUUUCACGACAACUAAGUGUUUUUCUCCAUAAAAAUUUAUAUAUUUCAUUCGAUAAAGGUGAAAAAAAAAUGGGGAAAAAAUAGUUCAUUGAAUGACAACAGUUAAACCUCAUUCAGGAUCACUCUGCAAUGUUUCUCCAUUGGUAAUAACAAUGGCAUCAUCAUCAGCAUCAUUAAAAUCCAUUGAAUUGUCACAUUUUUUCUUCUUCUUGAUUUUAACUCUAUCGUCAUCACUCUCGUUAUCAUCACAAUUAUCCCUCUUAGUUCUGUCUUUGCACCGUGUUUUAAUCUCAUCACCAUUGGCAUUAGCAUUAGUAUUACCACAUUUAGUCCUACAUAUUUUUUUCUUCAUUUUAUCAUCAUCAUCGUCAUACUCACGAUCUGUCAAUUCUUCAUUAUCAACUUUAAUAAUUAAAGCUGCUGAAUCACUAGAACUAUCGUCAUUAUUAUCGAUGUUUGCAUCCAGCUUUUCAACAGUCAUUUUGCCAUCGAUUAACGGUGGAGUUCUUGCACCAAUUUUACACCCACCACUGGUAUCAUUAUCCAAUUUCAUAUUGUUUAUUUCACUUUUAACAUCGUCAUCGUCGUUAUCCUCUUUUUUUAGAGGCGGAGUAUGAGGGGACAGACCGUUCGACAUAUUUUGAUCACCAGAUGA
Molecule: messenger RNA, 1591 nt
Organism: Diachasmimorpha longicaudata
Lineage: Eukaryota; Metazoa; Arthropoda; Insecta; Hymenoptera; Braconidae
Product: C-type lectin domain-containing protein 141-like
Exons: 2
Coding region: 86-463 (125 amino acids)
Source: RefSeq, a predicted model, not a curated record